Messenger RNA from Alligator sinensis (Chinese alligator), 2079 nucleotides. RefSeq names its product antigen WC1.1-like. NCBI's taxonomy places the organism in Eukaryota, Metazoa, Chordata, Crocodylia, Alligatoridae. The coding region runs from base 1 to 2079 and encodes 692 amino acids. The transcript is spliced from 13 exons. The record is from RefSeq and is a predicted model, not a curated record. Gene Ontology annotation, cellular component: membrane.
AUGUUCAUCCCCAAAUCUGGUGCUGAUGAGCUGAGGCUGGCGAAUGGAGGCAGCCCUUGUGCUGGGAGAGUGGAGGUUAAGCACAAGGAUGUGUGGGGAACAGUGUGUGAUAAGAACUGGAACAUGACAGGCUCAAAUUACACUAAAUUUCUCAGUCUGUUGAAUGGAGAGAGCCAGUGUGAUGGGCGAGUCGAGAUUUCCCUCAGUGGUGUGUGGGGCAGAGUCCUGGAUGAUCAGUGGAACAUGGAUGAUGCCACCGUGGUGUGCAGACAGCUCCAAUGUGGUGCUGCUGAAAAAGCCUAUCACCCACGGAAAUCUGAACGAGGAACAGGCCCUGUGGGGCUGAGAAGAGUCCAGUGUGCAGGAAAUGAGACUCAUUUAACACUCUGCAACACCACACUUCCUGAGACAGUGCAGGCAGGAAUCACUGAGGAUGUCGGAGUUGUUUGCUCAGGAAGCAGGCAAAUCAGACUGGUGAAUGGGGCAGGUCGCUGUGCUGGGAGAGUGGAGAUUUAUUACCAGGGCACCUGGGGGACCAUCUGUGAUGAUUCCUGGGACCUGGCUGACUCCAACGUGGUUUGCCAACAGCUGGAAUGUGGACACGCCAUCGAGGCAGCUGCCUCCGCUCAUUACGGGGAAGGCUCGGGACAGAUCUGGCUGGAUGAUGUGAACUGCUCUGGAAAUGAAUCCAAGCUCUGGGAGUGCCCUUCCAGGGGCUGGGGGCAGCACGACUGCAGACACAAGGAGGAUGCAGGAGUGCUCUGCUCAGAUUUCAUGGAUCUGAGGCUGGUAAAUGGUGGUGACUGUGCUGGGCGGCUGGAAGUUUUCUACAAUGGGACUUGGGGGAGUGUUUGCUCCAAUCUCAUGACUGCCAUCACAGCAGAUCUUGUAUGCAAGCAGCUGGGAUGUGGAAAUAGAGGAGAUUUUGCAAGAGACUUUGCAUAUGGAGAGGGUUCUGGCCCCACAUGGUUGGACCAUGUUGUCUGCCUUAACCAGCACAGCUCCCUGUGGCAGUGCCCAUCGGACCCUUGGGACCCACAGUCAUGUGAUAACCGAGCAGAAGAGACCCAUAUUAUAUGUUCAGGAAGAAAAGUGAACUCCACUCAGACCUUGCUAAACAAAUGCCCAAACUCCACAAGCUGCACAGACAAGGAGAAGCUCCGUGUUGUGGAAGGAAAGGACAGAUGCUCGGGGAGAGUGGAGGUUUGGCAUCACGGAUCCUGGGGAACAGUGUGUGAUGAUUCCUGGGACAUGGCAGAUGCUGAUGUUGUGUGCAAACAACUGGGCUGUGGAGUUGCUGUAUCUGCCCUGGGAAAGGCUGCAUUUGGGGAGGGAACUGGCCCCGUCUGGCUGGAAAAGGUGAAUUGCAAGGGAACAGAGUCGUCUCUGUGGGACUGUUGUGCUAAGCCCUGGGGAGACAGUAAAUGCUACCACAAGGAAGAUGCUGCUGUGAACUGCUCUGGUGUGACACAGACAACAGCAUCACCACUGAGAACAGGUAAAGCACACCCUCUGCCUCCCACUGAGGCUGAUGGUAGGAGAGACAUGGUGCUCAUUGUCAUCUGCAUUGUCCUGGGAGCUGUUCUGUGCCUGGUCUUAAUCAUUCUGGGGGGGCAGGUGCGAAGCGCCAGGGCACUGCACAGAGUGUCUAGAAGAUACUCCGACCCCUUCUCUGAGGCCGUGUAUGAGGAGAUUGAGUAUAACCAGAUGAGAAAGAAACUUGAAAUGCUUGGUCGUUCAGAGGACUCUGUGACAAAGCUGCAGUAUUACACUGGGGAUAGUGAGGAAGGAAAUGACCCUGGAUCAGUAAAAGAGGCUCUAUCCUUGACUGAAGCAGUUCCAGAAGAAGGUUAUGAUGAUGCUGGGGAAAUUUCCACCCCUGAAUAUUAUCCUGUUUCCAGCCAGAGUGAUCAGGCAGUAAUCACAAAUUCACAGGAAAGUGAUAAGUAUAGAGGAUCCCAGAAAGGUUGGAAUCUACACUCGCUAAGUAUAGGGACUGAUAGAGAUGACCCAUUCCUGCCUAAUGAAGACACAGGCUAUGAUGAUGUUGAUGCUGGCUCUAGGACUUUCAGUGGCUGA